AUGGAUCUGCAUUCCAAGGAUUACAUGCACAGCCAAGCUUAUCAACUCGACACCAUGGUCAAGUUCAUCACCCUCAUUGCUAUUGCCUGCGCAGGAUUUGCCGCCGCGGCACCUGUCUCCCAAACGGUUGAUGAAGUCAGUGCUGAGAAGCGCACUAAUUCGUACAUCGGUUACGGCUCCGAAGGAGAAUAUGAAGCUGUCAACAACAAGAAGCGUACCAACUCCUACAUUGGCUACGGGUCCGAGGGGGAGUACGAGGCAGUGAACGACAAGCGCACUGAUGACAAGCGCACAAACUCAUACAUUGGCUACGGAUCUGAGGGAGAGUAUGAAGCUGUCAACAACAAAGACAAGCGUACCAAUUCCUACAUUGGAUAUGGCUCUGAAGGGGAAUACGAGGCAGUCAACAACAAGAAGCGCACUAACUCCUACAUUGGCUAUGGAUCGGAGGGAGAGUAUGAAGCUGUCAACAACAAGGACAAGCGUACCAACUCCUACAUCGGAUAUGGAUCGGAGGGUGAAUAUGAGGCAGUUAACGACAAGCGCGACAAUGAUAAGCGCACUAACUCAUAUAUCGGGUAUGGAUCUGAGGGAGAGUACGAGGCUGUAAACGAGAAGAAAUAAGGAUAUAGCAUAGAUACCUACCUAUUAUCCUUGAUGAUAACGAUGCGUGGAUUUGCAUGCUAGCAUGCUUGCCACAUAUUUUGGAACUGGCUGGAAGCGGUUACG
This is a messenger RNA of Annulohypoxylon maeteangense, 729 nucleotides long. RefSeq lists its product as uncharacterized. The record is from RefSeq and is a predicted model, not a curated record. The transcript is spliced from 2 exons. NCBI's taxonomy places the organism in Eukaryota, Fungi, Ascomycota, Sordariomycetes, Xylariales, Hypoxylaceae. Bases 1 to 624 code for a protein of 207 amino acids.